CGCUCUGAUUGGAUGCAAUCUGCCCAGUCGGAAGUCUGAGACCUAGGACAGUCUUCAGAGCAGGAUGUAAAUAAUAAAUCGCAAGUUGCUUUCGUGGGGAUUUAAAUGUAGUUAAACUGGAACUGUAAAUAUCCCCUGGACUUAGAAUAGGCGAGCAUGAGAUAUAAAAAUAUCACAGAAUGUGAGCACUGGAGUUUGUGAUAUCAUUCUGUAGCAAUGGAUAAUAAAGAAAAUGACACCGGUUUCCCCAGCUUCAAACAGUUGGAACACUUCCUUGUAGAGCAUGACUCUAAUUUUGUGUGGCUGCUUGUUGCUACCAUUCUAUCCUGUGGCUGGAUUAUUUAUUUAACAUAUUACAACUCCAGGAAUGUGGGACUGAUUUUAACAUUGAUUCUUAACAGACUAUAUAAAAAUGGACACAUCCAUAUUGGCUCAUUUUCCUUCUCUGUGCUGUCUGGAAAGGUCAUGUUCAGGGAUAUUUAUUUCAUCAAUGAGGACAUGUCUAUCAGAAUUCAGGAUGGCUUUCUUAUAUUUCGAUGGUGGAAAAUGUAUAAUCCCAAACAAAAGCAGCAUGAUCCUAAAGCAGAAACAAGACUCCACAUAACUGUGAAUGGGUUUGAAUUCCAUGUGUACAACCGAACUGACCUUUAUGCACGCUUGCAAGAAAUUUUUGGGUUGGAACCGACCAUCGUUCCACCUAAAAAGGAAAAAGAUGAAAGAGAAAAGACCCAUGAGAGUGUUCAAAUUAAAACCGAAACACAAGACCUGUUUUCCACAUGGAUAUCCCUCAUCCCUGUUAUCAAAGUUAACAUCAGCACUGGUCGUUUGGCCUUUGGAAAUCAAUGUCUGCCCCAGACGCUCUGUGUAAAUUUUGAUGAUGCCUUCCUGACAUACACCACCAAACCUCCUUCCAGUCACCUUGACCAGUUUAUGCACAUUUUGAAGGGGAUUUUAGAAAAUGUCCGCGUUAUGGUUGUUCCUAGUCCCAGAUAUGUUGGCCUUCAAAAUGACGAGCCUCCAAGGUUGAUGGGAGAAGGCUUUGUGGUAAUGCAGUCUAAUGAUGUUGACAUCUACUAUUACAUGGAUGAGCCAGGGCUUGUUCCAGAAGAAAUGGAAAACAGGGAGGCAGAAGCUUGUAAUGAAGACACACAACUUCAGGAUUUGCCUCCUUGUUGGGGGCUGGACAUUGUUUGUGGCAAAGGAACAGAUUUCAACUAUGGGCCCUGGGCUGACAGGCAGAGGGAUUGCUUAUGGAAGUUCUUCUUCCCUGCUGACUUCCAACCCAUGAAAGUCACAGAGAUUGCAAAACCAGGAAAACCCAGACAGAUCCUAGCUUUUGAGUUGCGCAUGAACAUUAUUGCAGAUGCCACAAUCGAUCUGCUCUUCACCAAAAACCGGGAGACCAAUGCUGUACAUAUAAAUGUUGGGGCUGGUUCGUAUUUGGAAGUUAAUAUCCCUGUGACUGUGGGGGAAACUGGCUACUCACCCACAAUUAAAGGUCAGCUUUUGCAUGUGGAUACAACCAGCAGCAUGCAAUAUCGGACUCUGUUGGAGACAGAAAUGCUAGCUUUUCAUGUCAAUGCCAGCUAUCCAAGGAUUUGGAACAUGCCACAGGCGUGGCAGUGUGAAAUUGAAGUCUACAAGGCAACAUACCAUUUCAUCUAUGCUCAGAAAAACUUUUUCACAGAUUUGAUACAGGACUGGGCUAGUGAUAGUGUGCCUGAUGUCUACUCCUUUGUCCCAUAUUCCUGGAAGUUCAAAGUCAUGUUUCACCAGUUUGAGAUGAUCUGGGCAGCAAAUCAGCACAACUGGAUAGAUUGCUCCACAAAACAGCAAGAAAAUGUUUAUCUGGCUGCCUGUGGGGAAAGGCUCAAUAUUGAUUUCACUCUGUCAUUUAUUGAGUUUGUUCCAGCUACAUGCAAUACCAAAUUUUCUUUAAGGGCUGAAGAUACAGAUCUCCAGUUAUCGUUGCCAGAUUGCCACCCCAGUAGGUACUCCCUUCUUACUUUGGCGAAGAAUUGUCAGCCUAACAAAAUCCCUCCAGAGGGCUGCAUUACAACUGAGAGUCAAGGGGGUCCUAAACAAGGAAAGCCAAGGUGGAGGAAUAUUACCCAUUCAGAAGAUGGCUGGGUUGAUUGCUGGACUGUACCAAGCCUGAUGCUCAUGAUUGACUACACGUGGCAUCCAAUCUAUCCUCAAAAGGCAGAUGAACAAUUGAAGCAAUCCUUGUCAGAAAUGGAGGAAUCCAUGCUUUCAGUACUCCGACCAUCACAGAAACCAGAAGACAGAACAGCUUCCUCACCUAACCAGCCCAACGGGUUUCCACUUGAUCCAUCAGAACUGCCACCAGAUAGACUUCACGUGGAGCUGGAACUUUCUCCUGACUCACAAAUUACACUUUAUGGACCAAUGUUGAAAUCACUUCUUUCUAUAAAGGAGAAUUACUUUGGGGAAGAUGACAUGUAUACGGAUUUCGAGGAGGCGGUUUCAAGCCCUGUGAUGCCACUUUCCACCUCCUCCAGCUCUGGGUGGACAACAGUGGGAGUUGAGGACCGUGAUAAGAAGGAUAAUGAAAACAGAAGCAAGCAAAUCCACCCACUCACCCUUCGCCCCUGGGAGAUCACUGUACUCAUUAAUUUAUACAAGGUGCAUGGUCGGCUCCCAGUGCACUGCAGCAGUGAUGGCUCUGAAUGCCCCACAGCUUACAUGGAGAGACUGUGCUUUGAAAUGAAAAAAGGUUACAAAGAAACAAUGCUGCAGCUUGUGCUGUCCCCAGUACACAUCUUCAUGAGUGACAACUAUCAGAGGCCGGCAACUGAUGGAGUACUCCGAGAAGGCCACAUCAGUCUAUCGGGGCUACAGCUCCGGGCACACGCAAUGUUUUCAGUUGAGGGCUUACCUUUGGGAAGUGAUUCGCUAGAAUAUGCCUGGUUGAUUGAUGUACAGGCUGGAGCUUUGACAGCUAAAGUGACGGUUCCACAGCUGGCAAGCCUGCUGGAGUGGGGGGAGACAUUUGUCUUCCAUGUGGCGUCUCGUGAGUUUGAGCUUGAAAGACCAAAGUCUGUGGUAAUCUGCCAACAUGGAGUAAAUCGCCGCUUCUGCGAGGCUAAGCUGACUUGUGUCCCUGGGCCAUGUCGGACUUCAGAAGACGUGAAGUACACCAUGACCCGACUUGCAGUAGAUGGUGCAGAUCUAUUUGUUGUGGAACAAGGGUGUGCAGCCAACAUUAAGACAAGUGCCAUUCGCCUUGCCAACUGUAACCUCCAUAACCAAGCAGUAGGAGAAGGAAUAAGUGCUGUGAUUCAGGAUGUCCAUAUAAGGCAGUACAUUGAACAGCAGGAUAACUGCAGACUGGGAGUUCAGCCCUCAGUUCUGCGCAGGUCCUACUGGCUGGAGGCAGGUUCUGUCAACUUCGGACUGAUAACCACGGAUGUGGCCCUGGCAGCAGAUCAUCCCUCCAAACAUGAAAUUCAAAGACAUUUCUUAGAAAUGCACGACAAUAGGACUAAAAGGCUCUGGUUCCUUUGGCCAGAAGAUGUUAGGAAUAAGAGAAGCAGGAAUAAGUGUGGCUGUUUAGGAGGAUGUUGUUUUUUUGGAGGCACUGCUGCAGCAGUGGACUUUUUCAAGCUUGAUGAGAUGACGCCCUCCAGUAGCUCUGAUUUUUCCAGCUCCAGUGCAGACUCAAUGUGCUAUGGGCAGUCCCUGCUGCAGCCUGCGGAGUGGAUUAUCACCAAGGAGGCACCCAAACUCCCAGAGGGUAAGACAAAUGGAACAAAGAGAAAAGAGUGGGUUACACAAUCGUUGGGAGCUGACCUGGAGAAGAAAGGUAAGGUCCUGAACUUGCAGGUUCCACUGCACUCUCAUAGUUCCACCUCAUCUUCUGAUGAGAACAGCAGUUCCAGUGCAGCACUCCCCCUGCUGGCCAGCGAGAAGAACAGCCCAUCUCCCUGCACUGAUGAACACAUUGAGCAUGUGGAGUUCACACCUGGGUCGAAACCACAGGAUGUCAGUGGAGAGGUUCUUGCUGAAGCUCCAGAGAGCACUCCUGUCUCCCCCAGCAGCACCCAGGAGCGAUCUUCGCUAUGCUCUCCACUGAAACACCAGGCCUCUGUCAGUUCUACUCGUCUGGGAAGCACCAAGAGCCUGUCCGCAGCUGUCUUUGGUGAGAAGCAGCUCCCCCCAGCUGGAGUGCAGUUUAAUAACGAUGUGACCCGCAGCGAUGAAAAUGUAUUGGAUUCACCCAGGGAGAGGCGGAGCUUUGGUUCCUUCCCCUUCACCCCCUCAGCAGACUCCAACACCUUCCACCAGUACCGCUCCAUGGACUCCAGUAUGUCAGUGGCCGAUAGCGAAGCCUACUUCUCUGCACCAGAGGAGUUUGAGCCUAUUGGCAUUGAUGAAUGCCCAGGGACCUACACUAGGAGGAACAAGAAAAAGAAACGUGCCCAAAAGAUCAACUACAGCAGGAACUCCAUUUACCACAGCGCUGAGGGGCCGCUGACAUAUGUCCUAAAUGGGGAGACCAAUCAUGAGCCCAGGCCUUUGCCCAUCUCCAUGCACCCCUCUCAGGCAUCCUUUGUGUCCGCACUAGGGGUGGAGGAAGAAUCUGCUGAACAUGUGUACUCUGUAGAAAUGGAAAAAGUCCCAGAGGUUGGCCAGAUGACAUCCCAGCCACAUGUGAUGGACUGCUACCAGAACUACCUUUCUCGUUACCAGGUGUUUAACUGGUCGGUUAAACAGCCAACCAACAAGAGAACCUCCAAAUCUUCUUUACAUCGCCCGCUGGAUCUCAACAUGCCAACCAGCGAGGAGAGUUCCUCUUCAUUCGACCAGCUUUCCAUUCCAACAUUUACGAUUGUGAAGCAUGGCCUUGCUGCUAAUUCUUUAUUGGACAGAGGUGUUCAACUCAUGGGAUCAUCAUCGAGCACACCUUACACUCCAUUAGAAAAGAAGGCUAUGGAAAACACUGAUGAUGAAACAGUCACUGAAGACUGGACUCUGGAUCAGCCUCUGUCUCAGACGAGAACCACUGCUAUAGUAGAAGUGAAGGGUGCUGUGGAUGUUGUCUUGACACCUCUCGUGGCCGAGGCUUUGGACAGGUACAUUGAGGCAAUGGUUCAUUUUGCAAGUAACAGGCAUCCUGCUUCCAUAUUGGAUGAUCUGCAUGGCAAGGUGCUAAGUGAGGCAUAUCAGAUCAGCAAAUCCACUGUCUCCGACUCAGUUUCUACAAAACAUGAAUCCAGGGGAUCGAAGGUAGAGAAUGCUGCACCUGGAUCUACAAACUCGGGAAACAUGCAAACUGACUUGUCAGCAAAUCAGGAUAAUGUGAAAAUCAAAGGUCUCCAGGCCAACGUUUCUAUACCGAAGGUAAACCUGUGCCUACUGCAAGCAUCUAUUGAAGAAGGUUCUCCUUCGAACUCAAGUAAAAAUGUGACUCAUGUUUCCCUUGUGGCAUUGUGUUUCGAUAGAAUCGCUACACAAGUCCGAAUGAAUAGGGGUGUUGUAGAAGAAGGACCAAUUAACACAGAACAUGGCAGGCCCUCUGUAUCCUUUGAGAAAUAUGCAUCUGCCACUAAAAUGCAGCCCCAGUCCUCAGGUUCCCUGAGGUCAAACGCCGGGAUUGAGAAAGGGAAAGAGAUUGCAGCUAAGCUCAAUAUACAUCGCAUCCAUGGCCAACUGAGAGGUCUCGACACAUCAGACAUAGGCACCUGUGCAAUCACUGCCAUUCCAUUUGAGAAGUCCAAAGUGCUGUUUAGUCUCGAGGAGCUGGAUGAGUUUACCUUGGUGGAUGAGACUGAUCCACAGGGGGGUUCUGAUCUAACACGAACAGCAGCCAGCCUGGAGAAAUGGGGAUGGAUCAUGUUCGAGUGUGGCAUUGAAAAUGUGACCGUGAAAGGAGGAAGACAGUCGGGGGCUAUUUUAUACAGUGCCUUUGGGGUUAUGGGUAAAGCGGAUGCCCCUGAACGGAAUGGCUUGCUGAAGUCAAAUGGGUCUUCUGGCUCACAGACUGGCAGUGGCUACAGCACUGAUGUGUCUGAAGAUAACCUACCACAAGAUGUGGCGAGUCCGUCCUCGGACGUCAAUGGGAAUUCAGACUCGGAUGAGCAGGAUGAAGGUGUACAAUCUAAUGAUUUGAAGAAAGAUUUGACGCUCUUGUCGCCACCUCCUGACUCCAGCAGCAUGAAGCUCAUGAUAACAGAAAUCUGGUUCGGUUUUGCAGCUCCGACGAAUGUGCGCUCAUCUGCCCAGGCAUUCUCAAGGCAGCUGAAUCUUCUAAGCACAGCAACCCCUGCUAUUGGGGCCUGGCUGGUUCCAAUUGACCAGCUGAAAUCCUCUCUGAAUAAGCUGGAGACUGAAGGAACUCUUAGGGUGUGCGCAGUGAUGGGCUGCAUCAUGACUGAGGCUUUAGAGAAAAAGAGUAUUCACAUUCCUUUGAGAAGCAAGUACAACAGAGUUAGUAAACAGGCACGUUGUCUCCAGGAAAAUCCUUCCUGUUUACUGUGUAAUAUUCUACACCGCUAUCUACAGCUGGCAGACUACUCCAUUAUUGAAGAAGCCACCAUGAAUGAUGGCCUUCCUGCUCUGGUGACUUUAAAGAAAGGUUUGGUGGCCUUGGCCAGGCAAUGGAUGAAGUUCAUUGUGGUCACUCAAGGGUUUAAAGCGAUUGGGUUACUCAGGCCAACACAGUUGCCCAAGCCUCAGGAACAGUUGCAGAAGGCAUAUGAGACUGGCCAGGGACUGGACAGUGGGGGAGGCUUAAAGAGCGACACCAGUGCUGAUGGGGCUGAGUUUGAGUUUGAUGCAGCUACAGUAAGUGAACACACAAUGCUGUUAGAAGGGACUAGUGCUCACCCUGUGCCUGCAGGUGUUACCUCAGGCCCGGUCAGCGGCUCUGAGAUUAUGAGAAAAUGCUCCAAGUCUCAUAACCACACCGAAUCUCCUCUUAAAAUAAAGGGUGUCCAUCCAUACCAAUCUCUUAGUUACACUAGUGGAGAUACAGCCACAGAUUCCCCUGCCCAUGUCAGCCAGACUGCGUUGCCUGUGAAGGACAGUCCCAGAAAGGAGAGCCUCCUCAGCUACCUUACAGGAAGCUACCCCAGUCUGCACAACCUCCUGGAAGCAACCCCGCAGAGAAACACCACAGGCAAGAAAAGCAGCUCACUCACCAGGACAGCUAACAACGUUGCUCCAGAUAUGCUGACAGAGCACCCAUUGUUAACUGAGCCGUCUUCUGUGAGCUUCUAUAAUUGGAUGUCGAAUGCUGUGGGUAACAGAGGAAGUGUGGUACAGGAGCCUCCUGUCACAAGAUCAGAGCACAAUAGCCUUCAAACAGGUGUUACAUAUAACCUUCCUACAAUACCGUCUGCUUCAAACUUUAAUACUGUACUGUCCAGUGAUCAAAACACCCUAGAUGGCACACAUUCUCAGCUCAGUACCAGCCAGGAUGAUAUCGCUGUUAUAGAGGAAAUGAAUCAGGGACCCCUAGCAGUACAGUUGGCUGAUGCACAGGUUGUAUUUAAACCCUUACUAAGCCACACCGGUAUUCAGUCUCAAGAUACUGCACCACUAAGAUACAGAAUGUAUUUUGGCGAGCAUCUUUCGUUUUCUGGAACUCUGGAAUGUCUCCGAGCAGAUAUUGUCGAUUCAGAUACAUCUAAGGAGAGAAAGAAAAGAUCAAAAAGACGGGGUGCAAUGAAUCCUCCUCCUUUGGACUUCAAGCCUGCCCUGAUGUUUGAAACCUUCAGUAUUAAUGCUGUAGUAAUGGAGAAAUCCAUAAGCACUCCCCAAAACUCCACCAGUGCACUUUCUUUCCAUGACCUCAACAGACGGCAUUACAACACCUUCCAUUGCAACUUCACAAUAUCUUGCCAGUCUAUCAGCCAACAUGUCGACAUGGCACUAGUCCGGCUCAUACACCAGUUUAGCACCAUGAUCGAUGACAUCAAAGCCACCCAGACUGACAUCAAGCUGAGCAGGUACACUGCAGGAUCCACCUCUCCCACCCCAACCGUCAAAACCCAAAAACACAGGGACAUCCGCUGCUCAGACUUCAGCCGCAGCUCGCGGGGCAGCCAUAAUGGGGGCAGCAGAGGAAACAACAAGAAGAACUAUCGUGCAGGGAAUGAGAAUAAUAAGAAAGAACCGCGCAACAAAAACUCGCUGGGCCGCUCGGAGAGGAGGACCUCUAAGCUGUCUCGGAAAGGGUCCAAGGAGGCAGCUGAUCACAUGACCAUCCAGAUGGAUGACUCCGAUUCCAUUACUGUCUCUGAGCAGAGCGAGACUUCUGCAGAGUGCUGGCAAAACAUGUAUAAACUGCUUAACUUCUACUCCCUGAUCUCUGAUCCAACUGGCAUUUUGGAGAAGACCUCCCCCGGCCUCCCAACAGAUGGUGGUCGGACCUCUUCAGAAUCAACAUGUAAAGUAGUCUUUGAAAAUGAGCAGGAUAGGAGCCUGGUCAGCACAGAGCCCCAGCAUGUCACUCUGAUAGUGUUUGGGAUCGGUAUGGUGAACCGCACUCACCUUGAGGCUGACAUUGGAGGCUUAACGAUGGAAGCAGAUCUUACAAAAAUCCAUGGCAGCUUCACACUGAAAGAAAAAAUGAAAGAUAUUUUGCACCAAAAGAUGACGGAGACAUGUGCCUCUGCUCACAUUGGUGGGGUUAAUAUAGUGUUGUUGGAAGGAAUCACACCAACUAUUCAAACUGUAGUAAAAUGCAACAUUGCCAAAUCUCAGGCACUGUAUAGUGCCCAGAGAGGAUUGAAAACAAACAAUGCAGCUGUUUUCAAAGUGGGCACCAUCGUUAUUGACAUCCCACAACACCCUGCUACCCUGCACAGUAUGAUGGUGCGCAGCUCCCAUCAGCUCUCCAAGCAGAUCUCAGACCUCAUUCGACAGCCAUCCACAAUGCCUCAGCCUCCAAGGGAAGAUGUUUUGACUCCCCAUUCCUCUGAAAAGACCACCUCAAGUGUUAACCAGACCCCAGUCGAAGCCAAUGAGUUUCCGCAGCUGCCAGAGGGCUUGGAGAAGAAGCCAAUAGUUCUCAAAUUCAGUGCCAUGUUAGAUAGUAUCACAAUAGGCGCAGCAUUAUUGCCAUCGCUUAAAGCAGAAUACAAAAUGGGCCAAAUGAAAAGCCAUGGAGUGACAGGUGCACAAACAAGGUUUACAUUUGAGCUGCCCAAUCACAAACUGCAAUUUCAAUCUAAAGUAUCACCGGUUGAUAUGUCGUCAAUGCCUCCUUCAGCCAGUUUAAAUCUGCCACCAGUCACCAUGUCUGGAGAAUAUAUAAUGGAAGAACAUGAUAGCCAUUCUGAUCAGCCUUGGAGUGCAGAUAACUUUCCAUCCAAACGGGGCAACUACCUCCAAGGAAACUACCUGCGUUGUGUGGCUGAGAUUGGUUCAUUUGAGCACAACCUGACAACAGAUCUGUUAAACCACCUGGUGUUUCUGCAGAAGGUGUUCAUGAAGGAAGUGAAUGAAGUGAUACAGAAGGUUUCAGGAGGAGAACAACCUAUACCUCUCUGGAAUGAACAUGACAUUUCAACUGAUGGAGAUAAACCCAAAAUCCUGUUAUAUUCUUUGAACCUCAUGUUUAAGGGUAUUCAGGUUACUGCUACAACUCCAUCCAUGAGAGCAGUGAGAUUUGAGACCGGUCUCAUUGAGCUGGAGCUCUCCAACAGGAUCCAGUGUAAAGCUCAGCCUGGAAGCAGCAGCUACCUGAAACUUUUUGGGAAAUGUCAGGUGGACCUGAAUCUGGCAUUGGGGCAAAUCGUUAAACAUCAGGUUUAUGAAGAAGCUGGUUCAGACUUCCACCAUGUAGCUUAUUUCAAAACAAGGAUCGGCCUAAGAAACGCUCUUCAGGAGGAAAUUAGCUACUCAUCUGAUAAAGAAGCUGUGCUUAUCACUCUGAACAGGCCUAUAGUAUAUGCACAGCCUGUGGCAUUUGAUAGAGCUGUGCUUUUCUGGCUGAACUACAAGGCUGCAUAUGACAACUGGAAUGAACAGCGAUUGGCGUUGAAUAAAGACAUUCAUGUGGCUACAAAAGAAGUGGUGGAUAAGUUACCAGGGAUCCAGCAAACUUCUGCUCAGGCUUUCAGUACACUGUUCCUUCAGCUAACUGUAAACGAUUUAGGGAUCUGUUUACCCAUCACAAACUCUUCACAGAAAGGACAUAUACCAGUAGUUGAAGGCAUCAUUUUACCCUGUCCCUCCUCACCAAAAAGGAGUUAUGAAGCAGGGGCCGGCAGAUCUAUAGGACAGACAAAAUAUGAAAAAAAAUCCCAGGCCAAUCACAGCAUUGAUUUAGACACGGGCUCAGCAUUGGUUCUCACCAUUGAGAGCACUCUGAUCACCGCCUGCUCCUCAGAGUCUCUGGUCAGCAAAGGUCACUUUAAAAACUUCUGCAUACGAUUUGCUGAGGGCUUUGAAACAACUUGGGAUGACUGGAAACCAGAAGCGAGGGGAGAUAUGAUCAUAAAUGCUUGUGUGGUACCAGAUGGCACAUAUGAAGUUUGUUCUAGAACCACUGGGCAACAGUCAGCAGAGAGCAGUAGUGCUGGAACCUGGACCUUGAAUGUGCUGUGGAAGAUGUGUGGAAUUGAUGUCCAUAUGGAUCCCAACAUCGGAAAGAGACUAAACGCUCUUGGUAACACACUCACUUCCCUGACUGGUGAGGAGGAUGUGGAUGAUAUUGCUGACCUGAACUCCAUCAAUAUGGCUGACAUCUCGGAUGAGGAUGAACCCAACACCAUGUCUCCCACCAUCCAUACAAAUACAGAAGGACCUACUGUAACUGGAUUGGACUUCACUAGACUUACAUUUCGGAAACGGCUUGUAAAUCAUCUGCUUGGUGUGAGUCCUAAAAGCCAGAGAAAUUCAGUUCCGGCAGAGUUUCCCAGUGAUUGCGACAGUUCUCAUUCUAGCAGAUCCAGCUCCAGACCAUCCAGGCCUCUCUCCUGGGGAUGUGAGCCAAUUGAACAUCGGCGCCAGGGAUCAACUGGGGGUCCGAUAAUUGAAGGACGAGGAAGGAAGUUAACGAAACGCUUAGUGGACAUCAGAGAACUGAAUGAGCAGGCUAAAGUUAUUGAUGACCUAAAAAAAUUAGGGGCAAGUGAAGGGACCAUAAACCAAGAAAUCCAACGCUAUCAACAGCUUGAGUCUGUAGCCGUGAAUGAUAUCCGGAGGGAUGUUCGAAAAAAGCUGAGGAGAUCCAGCAUGAGGGCAGCCUCUUUAAAAGACAAAUGGGGUCUAGGAUACAAACCCAGUAAUAGUAGGUCAAAGAGUAUAUCAGCUAAUGGGAGACCUCCACUGAAGAGGAUGGAAUGCGCAAGCUGUCGAAUAGGAGAUGCUGAAGACCCGCCAGAAAUCCGUGUAGAUGCCAGCUCCCCUGCACCACGAGUGACCUUCAACAUGCAGGACACGUUGAAUAAUUCAUCUUUUGACAUUGCACAGCAGUCCUGCAGUCCUGGUGAAAAGUGUUUCAAGUUUCCGGAGGAGACAGAAACGGACCUGUUGUCAGUCACCAUUGACGACCGACUUCAUUUUCCAUCUGUUAGUGAAGGAUCAUGGUCAGUGUUCAGUACACCCAACACUCCGGUUGUCUUCUUACCAACCAUUCCCUUCCAGCACGAAGAUAGCAGGCGAGAUGACAGCCUGUCAUCGUCCAGUCAUGACUCUGACAAAGAGGAGGAUUAUGACAGGGAGAGACCCUGCUAUUACAGGAGAACACCGCAAACUUCAGGCAAAAAAUCCUUGGGAUUUGCUGCUGUGAGCCAAGUUAUCAGUGAGCGCUGGCCGGGAACACCUGCCAACAAAAGCAUUUUGAGUGCAACUGUUGAGAGAAACAUAGAUUUUGAGAUGGAUAUUCGGGUUGAGAUUGACAGUGGGAGAUGCGUGCUGUAUCCAGCUACCCAGCCACCAGAACAUGAUGACAUAAGCCUGCAAAGGAGUUAUGACCGAAGUUCAAGGAGCUUGGAUCAGGAGUCUCCACCGAAAAAGAAGAAACUUCAGCCAACUUAUACAUCAGCUACACAUUUGCUGUCUGGAAAGAAAGUUCCAUCUUCUCUACAGACCAAGUCAAGUGAUUUUGAGACUACAGUGUUCUACAUACCUGGAGUAGAUGUAAAGUUGCACUACCAUUCUAAAACUAUGAAGACAGAAUCGCCAAAUGCUUCCAGAGGAUCCUCUUUGCCAAGAACCUUUUCCAAAGAGUCCAAACUGUAUGGUAUGAAAGAUAGUGGGACUGCCCCUCCUCCCACUACAACCCAAAGCAAGACUAACACGCUUCUUCCUCCCCCACCCCCACCUAUUCCAUCAGCCAAAGGGAAAGGAAGCGGAAGUGUGAAAGCAGCUAAGUUGUAUGCAUGGGUGGCACUGCAGACUCUGCCAGAGGAGAUGGUCAUCAGUCCAUGCCUUCUGGACUUUCUUGAGAAAGCCUUGGAAACCAUACCAAUAACUCCGAUUGAGAGGAACUACACAACUAUCAGCUCUCAGGAUGAAGAUAUGGGUCAGUUUGACUCUGUGGAUCAGCUGGAGGAGUCCACCACAUCCCUGGUCUCGUCCUCAACAUUUGCUUACUCCUCAUUUCCUGUCGAUGUGGUGGUUUAUGUGAGGGUGCAGCCAUCUCAGAUCAAAUUUAGCUGCCUGCCCAUGUCGAGAGUGGAGUGCAUGUUGAAGCUGCCUUCCUUGGACCUGGUGUUCUCCUCAAACCGAGGAGAGCUGGAGACUCCGGCCACUACUCACACAGCAGAUGGGGGCCCCCCUGCCGGCCCCACCACACCCCUCGUUCAGAACGUGCUAAAGACUGCAGCCAAUAAAGGUCCCUCACCAGGACUUGGAAGUCCUCUUGGCAGAACCAGGCACAGCAGCAGCCAGUCAGACCUGGCCAGUUCCAACGCUAGUUCAUCAGGACUGAGUUUCACAGCUUGUAUGUCGGACUUCUCACUGUAUGUGUUCCAUCCCUACGGAGCCGGGAAACAAACAUCAGCUGGCCAUCCUGGUUCAGGCCCACUAGGUGCUGUGGAUGAAGAGACCUCUUCUGUCACGGGUCGUAAAGACUCCCUGAGCAUCAACCUGGAGUUUGUGAAAGUGAGCCUGUCCAGGAUGAGGCGCUCCGGAGGGGCUGUCUUUAUUGAGAGCAUUGUGCCAGGGAAAGGGGGCAAGUUUGAGACCACUUUAAUUAACAUCUCAGCUGUAUGUGACAUAGGUUCAGCUUCCUUUAAAUAUGAUAUGAGGAGGCUAAGUGAGAUCCUGGCAUUUCCACGAGCUUGGUACAGGAGGAGCAUUGCGAGACGUCUCUUUUUAGGUGAUCAGACAAUAAAUUUGGCAGCUUCAGGGCCUGCAACACCAGACUCUGUUGAAGGGGUCAAUCAGCACCUUUCUCCUGAGUCAACCCGUAAAGCAUACUGUAAGACAUGGGACCAGACCUCCCAGUCAGCCUCUUAUCAGCACAGGCCACAGUCGCCUAAUGUGUUCAGCGAGCAUGCCCAAAACAACUGCAUGUCUCCAGGGGGGAUUUCCCACAGCCUCAAGUCUCCUGCUGUGUCCCGCUCCAGGAGUAUCUCGGACUCCUCUGCACCAAGAGAUUCCAUCGAUAAAACGUCCACACCAUCAUUUAACAAGGCCAAUAAAAUUGCCAGCCAGCAGGGCUCGCCCUGGGAGACGCUGGUCGUGUUUGCUAUUAACCUGAAGCAGCUAAAUGUACAAAUGAACAUGAGCAACAUAAUGGGGAACAACACUUGGACUACUAGUGGUUUGAAAAGCCAGGGCCGGCUCUCAGUGGGCAGCAAUAGAGACCGGGAGAUCAGCAUGUCAGUUGGCUUGGGAAGGUCAAAGCUGGACUCCAAAGGAGGUGUUGUGGGGGGCAAUAUUGAUGUUAAUACUCUGGAGAUGGUUGCGCAUAUCUCUGAACAUCCAAACCAGCAGCCCAGCCAUAAAAUCAAAAUCACCCUCGGCUCCACUGAGGCUCGCGUUGACUAUAUGGGCUCUAGUAUCCUGAUGGGGAUUUUCAGCAAUGCGGAUCUCCAGCUGCAAGAUGAAUGGAAAGUCAAUCUGUGUAACACCCUGGAAACAAGCUUGUCAGAGAAAAGUGAAGUCUUUGUCCACGGGGAUCUACAGUGGGACCUCUUCCAGGUUAUAAUAUCUAGAUCUACCACUCCAGACCUGAUUAAGAUUGGUAUGAAACUUCAAGAGUUCUUCACCCAGCAGUUUGAUACUAGCAAGCGGGCUUUGUCAACCUGGGGUCCUGUCCCAUAUAUACCUCCCAAAGCACCAGUCAUUAAUGUCGGAAAAGGUUCAAAUGAACAGUUCAUGGAUGCAGCUCAUCACCGCCACUGGCCAGGGGUUUUGAAGGUGAUCGCUGGGUGCCACAUAUCCCUGUUUCAGAUGCCUAUGCCAGAAGAUGCUGUUCAGUUGGGUGGAUCUAUGAGUCUCCAUGGGAACCACAUGACACUAGCCUGUUUCCAUGGGCCUAAUUUCAGGUCCAAGUCCUGGGCUCUCUUUCACUUGGAAGAACCCAACAUUGCAUUUUGGACUGAGGCUCAGAAGAUAUGGGAAGACGGUUCUAGUGAUGAUUCAACAUACAUCGUGCAGACACUAGACUUUAAUUUGGGUCACAAUACUAUGGUCACUAAACCUUGUGGAGCCUUGGAAAGUCCUAUGGCUACCAUCACCAAAAUAACUAGACAGCGUCAUGAAAACCCACCACAUGGAGUAGCAAGUGUCACAGAGUGGUUUAACUAUGUGACUGCCAUGAGAAAUGAAGAGCUAAACCUCCUUCGAAAUGUUGAUGCGAACAACACAGAGAGUGAGGCAGCAGCCAAAAGCUCCAGCCUGCUGAGUGGAUUCCGAGGAGGGUUGAGCUACAACCAUGAGACUGAGACUAUCUUCGCUCUGCCAAGAAUGCAACUGGACUUCAAAUCAAUUCAUGUACAGGAGCCAGAGGAGCCUUCAUUACAGGAAUCCAGCAGCAAGCCAAAGGUGGAAUGCAGUGUUGUGACAGAAUUUACUGAUCACAUAUGUGUUACUAUGGAUGCAGAGCUGAUCAUGUUUCUGCACGACCUGGUGUCCGCCUACCUGAAAGAAAAAGAAAAAGCCCUCUUCACUCCUCGCUUGUUUGCGACUCGACAAGGGCAAAGGAGUCCCACCAUCAUACACAAUAAGAAUUCUGGUGAAAAAGACAAGGAGGAGGCUAUUAACUACGCCACAGUGGACUGGAGAGAGUUUAUGUGCAAUACAUGGCAUCUUGAGCCUACACUGAGAUUAAUUUCCUGGACUGGGAGAAAGAUUGACCCAGUAGGAGUGGACUACAUUCUCCAGAAGCUGGGAUUCCAUCAUGCCAGGACCACAAUUCCAAAGUGGCUUCAGCGAGGAGUCAUGGAUCCCCUGGAUAAGGUUCUCUCAGUCCUGAUCAAAAAGCUGGGCACCACACUUCAAGAUGAAAAGGAAAAAAAAGGCAGAGACAAGGAGGAGCAUUAACAUACCUACUGAUUUUACCUUCAGUUCUUUAUGACACUUUAUGAAUUAAAAAGGUAUUACCUUGCAAUGGGAAAUGCUAUGUAAAAAGAGAUGAGGUGUAAUAUAUAUAUAAACACUGGAUAUGCCUUUGCUACCUUUACUUUUACAUUGACACAAUAUUUUUCCUGUGUAAAUGUAGCUGUAAGUGUCAGUGUAGCUGUUUACUGUGGAGUAUGCUGCUACUGUGUAAUGAUUUUUAACAAAAGUAUUGCACAUUUAUUGUGGUACUCUAUUUUGAAGAAAACAAGUAUGUAGUUUUAAAUUUGUUUAAUUUCUGCUCAACAUUCCAUUUUUAAAUGAUUAUGUGAAAUAGACUUAAUGUAUAUAAAACACUGCUGACUCUUCAAUGUGAAUUUCAUUUCUUAACAUAAUAAAUAUUGCCAUUACA
Acipenser ruthenus (sterlet) is the source of this 15895-nucleotide messenger RNA. Its product is annotated as bridge-like lipid transfer protein family member 1. Lineage: Eukaryota; Metazoa; Chordata; Actinopteri; Acipenseriformes; Acipenseridae. The record is from RefSeq and is a predicted model, not a curated record. The coding region runs from base 217 to 15468 and encodes 5083 amino acids. Gene Ontology annotation, biological process: synaptic vesicle endocytosis. The transcript is spliced from 87 exons.